CCCGCUCUGGCUCUAGGAAGCAGGAUUUUCUCCUUUCCCGCGUUUUCUCGCUCGACGGAGGGCCAGUUGCAGUACUGUAUCUGUUCCUGUUGCAAUUGGGAGGCGGCAACUGAGCAAGGCACGAAUCAUGGAGCAAUGGGUUCCGCUCUUCGACAUUUUCCUCAACUCCCCAACUCCAGAGAUCGAAGCUUCUCUAUGGCUUCACCGAUCUUUCAACGUUUCUUCCACCCUCCCAAUCUCCGCCGCCUCCUUCCUCUCUUUACUCACUCAACCUGUCGACUCCGUCGCUGGUGAAUCUGACUCCUCGCCUCCCCAGACCAAAAGCAGGGUCAUGUUCAUACAGACGCUACCCAGUAUGGUCCAGUCUAGAAUUUUAGCGUUUCUUUCUGUUGAGCAGGAGAGAUUUUGCAGUGUGGACUUGAAUAGAUUGUGCAGGCGUGUGUUGAGUGAGGGUUGUGGUGUUGAUUUCUGGGUCCAGAGCGCUGCCCGCGACCUGCUCGAUAAAUUGUCUGGCUCAGGUCGCCAAUGGGUUCCUGAUUUGGUUUUGGGUUCUGAUGAAUCAAGAGUGGAGAUAGAGUUUAAGUCACUGCCGGGUUGGCUCAAGGAUGCUGUGGCUGUGGCUACUGAUGAAGUAGUUCUUCCAUGGCUUCCUCUUUCCCAUGAUGAAUUGAAUUCAAGAGAUUUGAUUUCUAGUCGUGACACUGAACAGCAACAACCUUCACUCACUCAAGUUGGGGAGAAUGAACUGUAUAACUGGAAAGAUGUUGCUGAAGGGAUGGAUAUUGAUCAUUCAGAGAAUGAUGUUCUGGAUCCAGAGAUGCAAAACAUGGCAGCAAGGUUGAGAACUCGGCUCAUGAAUGUCGACUCUGGUUCCAAAACUGUUGAAUUGGCCGAAGAAAUCCGCGAACUUUGUGUAGAUAGUAAAGCUGAUUCUCUUGCAGUCUUGGGUUUGAUUGAACCUUGGAAAGUGGAUGAUGAAAGUGCAGCAGUUUUGGUUUCCCAUCUUCUUAGUGGAAGUGACGAGGAGCUUGCUUGGCCUAGCCACGUCAUAUCUUCGGUAAUCCUUCCCAAGCUGUUGGCUCUAGAAAGACCAGCUUCUCGUGUACUGAUCUCUUCAGUUAUGAAUUUCUGUAAGCUUCAUGAGCGAGCUGCUGAAUACGGACUACUGAUUCCACUCUUAAUGAGAAAGGAUGGCAUCAACAAUCCUAUAUGUGAAGUGAUCACAAGGAUUGUCAAGGAAUGCUUGCAUAGAGCUCAUGUAUCCGCGUUAUGCCAGAAGCUCUUCUGUGGAAAAGAAGGCGAGAGAAAACCUAUCUGCCAGCCUUGCCACCAGUGUCUUAUAUCUAGAGAAUUGGUGUGGACUGAAUCAUUGUUCAGUCUAAUACAGAACAUAAUGAGUCAUAACGUUCAGUUGACUCAGGACACUGUAGAUCAACUUGUUCACCAGGUUCAUAACUUGGCUCCGAGAUUCUCCAGGUCCCUGAAAUUUGGACACUUUCUGUUGUGUCUCACCAAGAAAUUUGGUUCAUUAUUGCAUUCUCAUAAGCCAUUAUUGACUGAAUCGGUAGCACAAACCAAUACCCUUGUGACAAAAUCUAUAUUGUCAAAGCUGGAAAGCUUGUAGCCGAAGAAUAUUUUAUCUUACUUCCUCGUUUUGUUUCCAUGGUCAGAUUUCUUCAUGGUAUUUAGCAGAAUCACGUUAUUGAGUAUAUGAAGUGGAGAUUUUCUUACAUCAGAUACUUUCUGAUGGAACGGAAUCACAGAGCCAGACAACUCUUCAGUUCACUUUUCCAUCAGGCUUCCUCUUACAUAAAUGAGGGUUUAAUUGGGAAAGUAAAGCAGCAGUAAAAACAGAAAAUGAAGCAAGCAAGCAAACAGUUAUUUAAGACAUAGAAAGGGGCAGUCUUAGGCAUGGAACCCAUUGCUACCCUUAGCAAGUUCCUUCAUGGUCUCAAAUCUCGUUCCCUUGUCUGUGAAUUUUGUGGCAGAAUAGAGCUGAAGAUAAUCACCAAAAGUAUAUGAGAGGGGGUAGAGAAGCUUCGAAGCUGGAGUUAUGACCGCAUCACCAGCUGGAUUAUAGAACGUGGCUAUGGAGAGCCUGCUUCCGUUCUUGUCAGCCAUGACUCGAUGCAGAGUACUUUUGUAUCUUCCAUUGCUCAAGACCUCCACCUGAUCACCUAUAUUCACAAAAAUGGUGUUGUUCCUGGAUGGAGGAAUCUGGAACCACUCCCCAUUUUUCAGGAACUCGAGCCCUGGGACUUGAUCGUCCUGAAGCAGGAGUAUGAUCCCACCGGCAUCAGUGUGCUCUCGGAGCCCCCUCACAAGUUCUGGCUCUGGACAUUUUGGGUAUUUAGCAACUUUUGUUCCCACAGCAGGACCCUCUUUCCCAGAGAAAGCAUCCUUGAUGAAACUUUCAUCUAAUCCCAGAUUCUCGCACAUGAGGUUGGCGAGUUUCUCUGCUAGCUUUAUCAUUUCAGCAAUGUACUCAUCGACGGUUUUGCUGCCAUUAACAUUUUGCAAAUGCAUGUAAACGUUAGUCAGAGCAUCCCAGAGAUAAUAAGAGGCAGAAUCUUGAGUUGCUUUCGUAUGAGGAAGGCACUCACCUGAAACCCUGAGGCAGGUUUGGGAUUUGAUGGAUGUUAGAGGUUGGACGGUGCCUGAUGAAGAAGCUGCUUUCCCAAUCCACAUCAGAUGGGUUUUCUUUAUUAUUCAGCUUCUUGGCUGUCCCUGAUUGAUAGAAGCUCUCUUUCAGGUUUUCCUCGUAGUGUUGAUCAACCAACUGCUUCACUUUCUCCAUCAACUUGCUAUCAAUCCCGUAGUUUCGAAUCUGCAGCAAGACAUAAAAAAAGCCCUGUCAAUGUCAUUAUGGGAUCCUGUCACCUGAUUGCAUGAGAGUGGAUACAAGCUUCCCUCACAAAUUACCUGAAAGAAGCCCCAGUUCUCACAAGCAUCGUGCAGAAUCUCCAUGGCCUUGCUCCUGUUCUCACCCUCAAGCUCACUGAAAUCAAUGGUGGGGAUCUCCAUAGUUUGCUCAGGCAUUGUCCUCCUCUUCUGCAACUGUGAAAGUAAGUGACUUUUGUAGUUUUGAGCUGGGGAGAGUUUAUAUAAGCCAAGGGUCAGGGGUGGCCUUUGGAAAAGUUUAGACUAAUAGUAUUAUUAUAUUACCCUAAAUGUAGUUAACCUUAGGAAGCGUCAGGAAGUUAAAACUAGACAGUAAACUGAAUUCUCUGGAUUUGUCCCCUGAAAACAGAAUCAAAUGCGAAAGAGUAAUCCAAGUUCAGCGUAUAGUUCCCACAUAAUCUGGUCAGGAAGAUCUCAUUUAUUUUAAUAAUCUCAGAUCAACAGUCAAUGUGUGUGGAUUUGUGCAUAAGUUCAGUGCCCAAAAAAGGUAAACAAGGUCAAUCAACCGCCCCUUGUAAUUCUCACCCCAUUAUAACUGAAUCUGGUUCUUUCUUCCUUCUCAUAUUAUUAAUCUUCAUCAACUAGAAUGGGAAUUCUUAUAUAUAUAUGUCAACUUGCUGCAUGAUUGAGUUUUACUUUAUUAUUUCUGUGAGCAUCUCGAGUUUCAUUGUCUUUGAGAAAAACUGUGGGGUGGGAAUGGGGUUGGAUUCAGAUUUGGAUCUCACGGUUCCCUGCCUGUGGGGAGUUAUGGUAGUGUUUGCUCUGUCGCUUGGUUUUCAGCUGAGAGAGGUAUGGAGGAGAAGGAUGGCUGCUGCAUGCAGAGAUUCCUGAAGAAAGAACUUGUCAGUUUGUCAUUUGAGUAUGAGCUGGAUUUGAACUAUGUUUCAUGGAUGAUUUUACAACUUCGUAGUUAAUUAUGUUUUCUAUCCAGCUGGAACUUGGAUGCAUGGUCUGUCUCAUACCACUUCUGUAAAGAAUAGAAUAAUUAUAUACACUCCGAGAUUGUGCUUUCCUCAGCUGCAGGAGUAUGCCUCUUCACACUUUCCCCUGCAUUGGUUCAUAUAGAAGGAGAAAUGAAGUAAGCCAAAUGUGGAGGGCUGAGACCUGUAGCAUCAAGAGGUUCUCACCAUGGAAUUUGCAACGAUCCAUAUUACUACCUGUUUGUUAUUUGAUCUUACUUCCACUUAUCGUUCCUUGGUAAAUUUUGAUAUAAUUACCAAAAAGUACGCUU
Messenger RNA from Linum tenue, 4132 nucleotides. The record is from the annotation of a GenBank genome assembly. NCBI's taxonomy places the organism in Eukaryota, Viridiplantae, Streptophyta, Magnoliopsida, Malpighiales, Linaceae.